ACAAAACGACUGUGUUUCACGCUGCCCAUUUCUGAAUAAACGAAAAAAACGUGUCCAUCGUUGCCCAAUAAUACACGUUGUUAUUGUUUGAACUCCACCCACUCACGCUCGUUCCUUUCAACCCUAGAAAUUGCAAUAGGAGAGGUAUAUGUAUGGACUUACAAGGUGCUGUUAAGGACAUAAUUGCUUGGGAUGGUACUCUCUCUUCAAGUGAUUUUUCCCUUUCUGCUCAUACAUUUUCUGAGAAGUGGAAAAGGUUCAAUCCUUCCUUUCCUCCAUGGCAGUGGAUCCCAUGUUUAAAACAUCAUUUGGUUGCUUCUCAUAAGGUGGAAGGAUACUUAUCCCUGGAGAACAUGUGCCAUAUCAAAUCAAGUGAGGAAGAAGAGAGUGAUAGAAGUCUGACAUGGAAAGAAGAGAGCAACAUCUCACAGAGAGAAGAGCCCUUUGAUAAUGCAGCUUUAGUAUGUCCAGAGCAUGAAGUAAACCAGUACGAUUUUCAUAUCGUCUACAGUGCUACAUAUAGAGUUCCAGUCUUGUACUUCCGUUCAUAUCAUGGUGAUGGGCAACUUUUGCCGUUUGAUGAAAUUGAAAAGGACCUUCCUGGUCACUCUGCGAAGUUACGAUCAGAAUCCAAAUGGACAUUUAUAUCUCAUGAGGAACAUCCAUAUUUGAACAGGCCAUGGUACAAAUUACAUCCAUGUGGGACAAGUGACUGGAUGAAGCUUCUCUUCAAUGGUGAUUCAUCUUUGAAUAAAAAGGAUUUUGUUAUUGAACAAUAUCUGGUUUCCUGGUUCUCGGCCAUUGGGCUAGUCGUCGGUCUUAAAAUGCCUUUGGAAAUGCUGGAUACUGUAGUUUCUAACAAUUCUUAGACGCUUAUUCAUACUUACAGAAAAAUAAAAUAAAGGAAAAGAGGACAAAGAAAAAGUUUUUGCACGCCACUUACAAUUAACUGUUGCAGUUGUCAUUUGUGAAUAGCAAUUUUACAUUUUUACUCAAACAUUAAAUGAAUGGUUAAAUAUGUAUUUUUACAUGCUUCUGCUGGUAAAUGGGGUAUGCAAUUGUAAUUUGAUAUGCGA
This is a messenger RNA of Glycine soja, 1076 nucleotides long. RefSeq names its product ubiquitin-like-conjugating enzyme ATG10. Bases 153 to 869 code for a protein of 238 amino acids. The transcript is spliced from 7 exons. The record is from RefSeq and is a predicted model, not a curated record. NCBI's taxonomy places the organism in Eukaryota, Viridiplantae, Streptophyta, Magnoliopsida, Fabales, Fabaceae. Gene Ontology annotation, molecular function: Atg12 transferase activity. Gene Ontology annotation, cellular component: intracellular anatomical structure. Gene Ontology annotation, biological process: protein lipidation; protein modification by small protein conjugation; macroautophagy.